AUGUACAUCCCAACCCUCCUCCCCCUCACCCUCCUCACCCUCCUCGGGGCAACCUUAGCCUCCCCCACCAUCGCAGCAAUGGAGAAGGAGAAGCCGUUAGCCGCGCGAGUGAAUAUCCUACCCAACGGCGCAACCUGCAACAAGGACGGGAGUAUGGGUGUCUGCCAGAGUAAUUUCUGCAUGCACGACGUCGACGACGCGAUGCCUCGGUACGCGCACCUGCAUCGGGACAAACGCCAAGCUCUGGAAGUCACCCGGGGGGAGGGCGGCCAACGGGCCAACGACCACCUGACUGAGUCCACCGUCAAGGCGAUCUGGACAUAUCUGCGUCGCAUGGGGGGUGGUGACAGGUUUGUUUUCUGGCAACAACUUUGA
Messenger RNA from Aspergillus fijiensis CBS 313.89, 375 nucleotides. RefSeq lists its product as uncharacterized. Lineage: Eukaryota; Fungi; Ascomycota; Eurotiomycetes; Eurotiales; Aspergillaceae. The coding region runs from base 1 to 375 and encodes 124 amino acids. The transcript is spliced from 3 exons. The record is from RefSeq and is a predicted model, not a curated record.